AUGAAGGCUUUCAUUAUCUUCUGCGCCGUCGUAGCCUGCGCUUCAGCUGCAACUGAAAAGCGUGAUAAGCGCGGCUUGCUCAGCGGCCUGCACUCCCUUGACACUCUCUCCUCCUACGGAGGCUCAUACGGCGGGCUCUACGGUGGAUACGACUUGGCUGCACCUGCAUUAAGCUACGCCGCACCCGCUAUCAGCUACGCCGCACCUGCAAUCAGCUACGCUGCACCUGCCGCUAAGGUCGUCUCCGUCAACAAAGUGGUGAACACCCACAAAGUCGUCAACGUUCCUAAAGUGGUAAGCGUGCCCAAGCUGGUGUCGGUGCCGCAGGUGGUGACAGUGAACAAGGUGGUGGCCGCUCCCAGCCUUGAUUUAUACAGCGGAGGCCUCUCCGGCUACGGGUACGGAUCUGGACUCACCCUCGACGCCGGCCUCGCUCACGGCAACGCUUACGGCUUGGGAACCGGUUAUGGUGCCGGAUAUGCUGCCGGUUGGUGGUGA
Messenger RNA from Melitaea cinxia (Glanville fritillary), 498 nucleotides. RefSeq names its product cuticle protein 63-like. The record is from RefSeq and is a predicted model, not a curated record. Lineage: Eukaryota; Metazoa; Arthropoda; Insecta; Lepidoptera; Nymphalidae. The transcript is spliced from 2 exons. Bases 1 to 498 code for a protein of 165 amino acids.